Molecule: messenger RNA, 2124 nt
Organism: Eremothecium gossypii ATCC 10895
Lineage: Eukaryota; Fungi; Ascomycota; Saccharomycetes; Saccharomycetales; Saccharomycetaceae
Gene: TRP5
Product: tryptophan synthase TRP5
Exons: 1
Coding region: 1-2124 (707 amino acids)
Biological process (GO): L-tryptophan biosynthetic process
Cellular component (GO): cytoplasm
Molecular function (GO): tryptophan synthase activity
Source: RefSeq, marked provisional
AUGUCUAUUUUGUUGCGCAAAGCUUUCACGGACGCGAGAGAUCAGGGUCGCAGCGCCCUGGUGACAUUUAUGACGGCGGGGUACCCAAGCGCCGAGGCCACGGUCCCGGUCCUCAAGGGGUUCCAGGACGGGGGCGCGGACGUGAUCGAGCUGGGGCUGCCGUUCUCAGACCCUCUAGCGGACGGCCCGACGAUCCAGACGGCGAACACAGAGGCGCUUGCCGGGGGCGCAACGAUGAAGGGGGUGCUGGCGCUGCUGCGGGAGGCGCGGGCCGGGGGCGUGACGGUGCCGAUCAUCCUGAUGGGCUACUACAACCCGAUUCUGAGCUAUGGGGAGGAGGCGUUCAUCCGGGACGCCGCAGCAGCGGGGGCAAACGGGUUCAUCAUCGUGGACCUGCCGCCGCAAGACGCGAUGAAGCUGCGCGGCUUCGUGCAGCAGCACGGGCUGAGCCUGGUGCCGCUUGUCGUGCCGGCGACGACCGACGAGCGGCUUGCGGUGCUCGCGCAGGUGGCGGACUCGUUCAUCUACGUUGUGUCGCGCAUGGGCACGACGGGCGCGAGCACCUCGGUGCCCGCACACCUGAACGACCUGCUCAAGCGCGUGCGAAAAUACUCGGGCGAGACGCCACUGGCUGUGGGCUUCGGCGUAGCGACACGAGAGCAGUUCUGCACGAUCGGGUCGGCGGCAGACGGCGUGGUCAUCGGCUCGAAGGUGGUGUCCUUGGUCGGCGACGCCCCGGAGGGCGAGCACUACAAUACUGUCAAGACCUACUGUGAGUACAUCCUGGCCGGCGAGAAGCAUACUUUGCUGUCGCCGGAGGAGUUUGCCACUCUGCACAAAAAGUACACCACCGAGCCCGCGAGCAUCAAGGAGAUUGGCGACAUAUUCGGCGAAACGCGCAAGUUCGCGCCGAUGUUUGGUGAUUUCGGGGGACAAUACAUCCCAGAGGCGCUGCAUGCGUGUGUGCAGGAGUUGGAACAUGCAUUUGAGGCCGCCGUGGAAGACCCGACCUUCUGGGAAGAAUUCAGGGGCCUCUACACCUACAUCGGAAGGCCAUCGUCUUUCCACAAGGCGGAUCGCCUGAGCGAGUAUUGCGGGGGAGCGCAGAUUUGGCUUAAGCGUGAGGACCUCAACCAUACGGGUUCGCACAAGAUCAAUAACUCCCUAGCACAAGUGCUUUUGGCCAAGCGUCUAGGCAAGUCCAAGAUCAUUGCAGAGACCGGCGCCGGCCAGCACGGAGUUGCAACUGCUACAGCAUGUGCCAAAUUCGGGUUGGACUGUACCGUGUUCAUGGGCGCAGAGGAUGUGCGCCGCCAAGCACUCAACGUUUUCAGAAUGCGGCUGUUGGGGGCCACGGUUAUUCCAGUUACCAACGGAACUCGGACGCUCCGUGACGCCACCACGGAGGCGUUUAGGUACUGGGUGGGCCAUUUAGAAUCUACGCACUAUGUUGUCGGCUCUGCAAUUGGUCCGCAUCCCUACCCAACCCUGGUCAGAACGUUCCAGAGUGUCAUAGGGAGGGAAACAAAGGAGCAGUUCGCAGCGCUGAAUGACGGUAAGCUCCCGGACGCAGUUGUGGCAUGUGUCGGCGGUGGCUCAAACUCCACCGGUAUGUUCUCUGCGUUCGAGCACGAUACCUCUGUGAAGCUGCUUGGUGUUGAAGCCGGUGGAGACGGUCUCGACACAGAGUACCAUUCUGCCACUUUGACUGCCGGACGGCCUGGUGUCUUCCAUGGUGUCAAAACUUACGUUCUCCAAGACUCUGACGGUCAAAUUCACGACACACAUUCUGUCUCAGCUGGGCUGGACUAUCCUGGUGUUGGCCCCGAGCUAGCUGCCUGGAAAGCUUCCGGACGUGUUGAAUUUAUUGCUGCAACAGACGCUCAGGCUCUCGAGGGCUUUAAGCUCCUGUCGCAACUGGAAGGGGUUAUCCCGGCGCUGGAGUCCUCCCACGCUGUGUACGGCGCUGUCCAGCUCGCAAAGACUAUGCGCCCUGACCAACACAUUGUUAUCAACAUUUCUGGCAGAGGUGACAAAGAUGUCCAAACGGUCGCAGAAGUUCUCCCGAAGCUUGGCCCGCAGAUUGGCUGGGAUCUAAGGUUUGAGCCUGACACUGCGGCUUGA